AUGAAGUGUUUUGCGCCCCGGCGCAUUCCAAGUCGUUCGACGUUCUUUCUUGAAGAUUGCGCAUCGAAUACAAACAAGACACUUUAUCCUGCUACAACAUAUCGAUUACGACUUUCGGGGGAAAGAAAAGAGAGGCGAUAUGCUUCAUCUAAUAAAUCUUCGAGGCCGAAAACUGCGCUGUUCUUUCCUGGUCAAGGAGUUCAAAGAGUAGGAAUGUUAACGCCAUGGCUCGAAGCCUUCCCCUCUACCGCCGGCCCUAUCGUCGAAGAAAUUGAUGAUCUUCUGGGAUAUAAACUCUCAUCCAUAAUAGCGAAUGGGCCCAAUAGUACCCUCACAGCUACGGGCAAUGCGCAACCUGCUAUUAUGGCGUCUUCCAUCUUGAUUUUACGAGUUUUAGAACGCGAAUUUGGCUUCAAGACACACGAGAGAGUUGAUUUUACAUUGGGACAUUCUUUGGGCGAAUUCGCUGCGUUGGUUGUUGGGGGAUAUGUGGAGUUUGAAGAUAGUUUGUACCUCGUGCGCAAACGGGCAGAAAUCAUGGCCGAAUGUUCGCGGAGAGCAAGCGCAGAACAUGGAGGUGAAUAUGGGAUGGUAGCUUUGGUUACGGAACCCGAUCACCUCUCUUCUCUAAUCGAAGCUAUACACCAAUUUCUAGGUCAUAUUUCUGCAGGUUCAAAGUCUGAAAGUGCGGAGGUCCCUCCUAUUCAACAAGUGCUAAUUGCGAACAUGAAUAGCAAGAAUCAGAUUGUCUUGAGCGGGAAUAUUGGGAGAAUAAAGGAAUUGUUGACGCAUUUGAGACAAUUUGGAGGCCAUGAUCCUAGGGCCGUUAGGUUAAAGAGUGAUAGUCCUUUUCACAGUCCAUUGAUGAGGCCUGCGGCGAAGUCUAUGUUGAAAUUAUUGGAGGGGAAGAGUAAGGUGAAGGGAAAAGAAGACAAGGACUUAUUAAUAUUCCCUGGGACCAUGGAUUGCAUAAGUAAUGUCAGUGCAAGGCCGUUCCAAAGUAAAGAGGAACUGAAGGACCUGUGGUCGAGAAGUUGUGUUGAGACUGUCAGAUGGUGGGAUUCAAUCAAAUACUUGGACCAGGAGAAGAAAGUUCGGAGGUGGAUUGGUAUUGGUCCAGGGAAAGUUGGGAGAAAUUUGGUGGGCAAAGAAGUUGGGAUGAGGGGGAUGGACACCUUAAAGGGAGGCGGAGUCUGGGGUAUCAGUGACCCGAAAGAGAUUGAGGAAGCUUUGAAAGCUUUGGAUGAGACGGAAUCCCUCGGUGUGGAGGAAUUGAAGUGA
Messenger RNA from Botrytis sinoallii, 1281 nucleotides. RefSeq lists its product as uncharacterized. Gene Ontology annotation, cellular component: mitochondrion. NCBI's taxonomy places the organism in Eukaryota, Fungi, Ascomycota, Leotiomycetes, Helotiales, Sclerotiniaceae. The transcript has 2 exons. Gene Ontology annotation, molecular function: [acyl-carrier-protein] S-malonyltransferase activity. Gene Ontology annotation, biological process: fatty acid biosynthetic process. The record is from RefSeq and is a predicted model, not a curated record. Bases 1 to 1281 code for a protein of 426 amino acids.